GUAUGUGUGUGACUGUUGGAUGCCUUGCUGCGCUGGCGACUGCUCCGGCCCCAUCUUUCAUCCUCAUCACUCUCUCUUGCUCACUCAAUACUUUUCACCAACGCCAGCGGCCUGCAACUAACCCAUCGAUCAUCCUGUGUCAAUUCGAAUGCUUGCGGCGCAGUCACUCAUUUCAGAGGGUCACACUUGAGGACCGUCGCUUUUCCAUUUCGGCACUUGUCGAGCGAGAUUGACACACGCACGUGGUCAUCCAUAUAUCAAAAGCCGCCGCUGCUUGCGCCCGAACAUCAAACCACAUGUAGACUCGGUGCAAGCCACGACAUCCAUGUCACGACUUGAUCAGCACUCCGAUUGAUACAUCGAUUUCCAUGCGUCAAACCGACUCAACCAUCCACCACGAUGGUAGUGCCACCGAGUGCUGGCGCAUCAGCCAGCAUGUCCGCUAAUCGACCUUCACCUUCAGCCAUGUCAACGAAUAUGGGCACCCCUCUCGGGAACAACAAAGGCAAAUCGGCCAACAACGCGGCGGCGACAGGCACAUCGGCUGGACCACCCUCUGGCAACAAUCAUGCCGUUCCACUUAGUGCACGACGGGCGGAGCCACUGGAUCUGUCGACGGUGGAACGUCGAGGUCAUCCCACUGAGAAGCCAGAAAGAGUAAAAGCAGGCAGAAUGUUUGGAAUCCGAGAAGCGCCAGUGUAUCGACCUACGGAGGAAGAAUUUCGCGAUCCGAUGGAAUAUAUGCGAAAGAUUGCACCAGAGGGAAGUAGAUAUGGCAUUGUCAAGAUCAUUCCGCCCAGUAGCUGGAACCCUCCAUUCGCGAUCAAUACAGAGCGGUUUCAUUUCCGGACUCGCCGUCAAGAGCUGAAUUCGGUCGAAGGCGGCAACAGAGUCAACAACGAUUAUCUCGAUCAACUAGCCAAAUUCCACAAACAGAAUGGACACAAUCUAAACCGCUUUCCGAGUGUGGACAAACGACCACUGGACUUGUAUCGCCUCAAGAAAACGGUGGAGCGCAAAGGUGGUUUCGAUUCCGUGUGCAAGACAAAGAGAUGGGCGGAAGUUGGCAGAGACCUGGGCUACAGCGGAAAGAUCAUGUCGUCGCUUUCGACUUCCUUGAAGAACUCGUAUCAAAAAUGGCUUCUACCAUACGAAGACUAUCUUCGUGUUGCAAAGCCAGGUGUCCAACAGCAGAUCGAGAUGAUGAACGGCGGUCCAUAUACCCCAUCGCCAAAUCCGUCACCUGCUAAGAAAUCGCAUCUCGGAGCGCAUCAAGUUGGCUCGGAGAAUGCCCAACAGUCUUCCCUCAUGCAAGCGUCUACCGCACUACAUGCAACCUUGAACGGACAUGGACCCACAACGCACGAGUCUAAUGGCCACCACAUCUCCCAUCCGCCGCCGCCGCACAGUGGUGGUUUCACGGCUGUCAAUGCUGGCGGCUUUACCGCCGUCAACAUGCCCACUCAGACUUCCUCUUUCACUUCUGUGAAUGGCACAAAUGUUUUCUCGGACUCAAGUCACAAUACUCCCCAACGCCAUCGCAAUAGUCCUCAUCACGGUGAAGCCGACUUACAGAACACCUCGUCCCAGCCUAACGGAGCCUCCAUGAAACGACAGCACAGCGACAUUGCCACGGAUGACCCCGACUAUAUAAGCAGGAGAAGUAAACGCUUACGCAAAGACGUGCCUACGGUCGCUGGCAGUAAUAUGCACCUCUCGCGCAUGGCUAAUGCUCGGACGCAGCUCUUAAGAGAACGUGGCGAGUAUGUUGCCGGUGAGAUAUGCGAGUCGUGCGCGAGGUCCGAGGAAUCGAUCAAAUUCAUCAAGUGCGAGAGCUGUGACUGCGCAUACCACAUGUACUGUCUGGAGCCUCCAAUGAAGCAGCCACCAGAUCACGAAUGGCAUUGUCCAAGAUGCUUAGUGGGAACUAACGAGUACGGUUUUGAGGAAGGCGAUGUGUACUCUUUAGCUGGGUUUCAAAAGCGCGCCAGUGAAUUCAAAUAUCAUCACUUCAGCAACAUCCCUCGGCAAUUCAGCCCAUUCAGCGAGACCAAGAAUACGCUUGAAGAGGAAGAUGUCGAACGCGAAUUCUGGCGCCUUGUUGAGGAUUUGACUGACACAACGGAAGUCGAAUACGGCGCAGAUAUCCAUUCGACGACUCACGGUAGCGGAUUCCCAACGAUUGAGCGUCAUCCUCGAGAUCCUUAUUCGACAGAUCCAUGGAAUUUGAACAUCCUACCACUCGAUAAAGAAUCUCUAUUUCGUCACAUCAAGUCGGACGUGUCCGGCAUGACUGUGCCAUGGUUAUAUGUGGGCAUGGUAUUCUCGACAUUUUGCUGGCACAACGAAGAUCACUUCACGUACUCGGCAAACUAUCAGCAUUUUGGCGAGACGAAGACCUGGUAUGGAAUUCCGGCCGAGGAUUCAUACAAGUUUGAACAAGCCAUGCGGGAAGAAGUGCCGGAGCUUUUCGAAACUCAGCCUGAUUUGUUAUUUCAACUCGUGACUCUUGCAAAGCCCGAAAAAUUGCGCAAAGCUGGGGUCAAUGUUUACGCGAUCGAUCAACGCGCUGGGCAAUUUGUUAUCACUUACCCACGAGCGUAUCAUGCCGGCUUCAAUCAUGGUUUCAAUUUCAACGAAGCCGUAAAUUUUGCGCCGAACGACUGGGAGCCAUUUGGUGAGGAAGGCGUCAAGAGACUACGUGAAUAUCGCAAACAGCCAUGUUUCUCUCAUGACGAACUUUUGCUCACCGCAGCUUCCCGCGACCACACCAUACGCACAGCCAAGUGGCUCGGACCGGCAUUGGAACGCAUGCUGGAUGACGAGCUUGCUGCACGUGAGCAUUUUCUCGUGGGACCUACUGCAGAAUCGGGCCUUGCACCAGAGGAGCCGUACACCGGACCCCGGUUUAGCAAGAAACCUGAAGCAAUCGAUGCUAGCAAGGAAGAAGAAGAGGUCAUCUGCACGUUCUGCAAAGCAUACUGCUUCUUAUCACGAUAUGUUUGUAAGAAGACCGGCAAAGUCAUGUGCCUGCUACACGCUGGCCAUUACGAAUGCUGUGAUGCCCCCGAGUCUGCUCGCCACUCUGGGCAGGGAGGCGAGCAUGGCUUGUAUCUCCGCAUGCCUGACGAGGUGCUCCACACAACAGUUCGCAAAGUCAUGGACAAGGCCAACAUCCCCGAAUCAUGGGCUGCCAAGGUGGAUCAAGAGCUGAACAAUAAUUCCACGCCGUCGCUCAAACACAUGCGGACUCUUCUGUCCGAGGGCGAGAAAAUCCAAUACCCGCUCCCACAGCUCGCAGGCCUACAACAAUUUGUGGAGCGGUGCAAUGCGUGGGUAGAGGAAGCUACUGUGUACAUUACACGCAAGCAGAACGGGCGGCGCAAAAGCGAAAAGUCGCUGAGAAAGAGCUCUGCUAAGGCGGAAGCGGAAGAGCGCGAGAAAGAAUUGCGAAAGGUUUCCAAUAUCUAUGAUCUCCUUGCCAGGGCCGACCAGCUGGGCUUCGACUGCGCUGAGAUCAACACUCUUAGAGAACGCGCCAGCAGUAUCGAGGAGUUCCAGCUCGACGCUAACACAGCCCUGAACAACAUUCGACAUACGACGACGGGGCAAUUUGAAGAACUAGCUGAGCGAGGCCGCGAUUUCCAUGUUGAUAUGCCAGAGCUGGACAAUCUUGAUCGCGUUCUCAGGCGAUUGAGGUGGAAUGACACGGCACGUCAGAAGCGUCCACAAUACGACACUCAGCGCCAGGAUCAGAGCCUCGAGGAGAUCGAAAAAUUCAUCGCUGCUGGGAGAGAAAUGGGUGUACCGGAUACGAACCCCGACAUGGCAUUCUUCAUCGAGCACAAGGCACAAGGUGAAAUUUGGGAGACCAAAGCGAAAGAGCUCAUGGCUGUGGAGCAAGUUCACUACCAGCAAUUAGAUGCUCUGUCGAGACAAGCUGCGACUUUGCCUGUUACCCCAGCCACCCUCGCAGCGGUGGAAGCAAUACUCAAGAAACAGCGGGAAGUGCAGGACAAGAUUCUCUCGCUGGUGGAGAGAACAAAAGAUCCCGAGUUCCGCAACCGUCCGACAUAUCGCGAGAUGAAAGAAGUCAUGGAUACCUUGGAAGAGCUGCAGAGCAAGCCCGCCGGUACCAUCGAUCUCGAGAAAGAAUCAAAGCGACACGAAGACUGGAUGCGACGAGGCAAGAAGCUGUUCGGAAAGGCAAAUGCGCCGCUCCACAUUCUCCAUCAGCACAUGCAGCUAGUCGAUAAACGCAACGAAUCCUGCUUUGAUCUGACCGAUAAGCCCCGCGGCCCAAUAGAGCCAUCAUCGCGAGCUGCCACGCCGGAAGAGGGUGCUCAAGUCGCGGACGACAGCGGCUCUAGCAGAGAUGUUUUCUGCAUCUGUCGGAAGCCCGAAGCUGGCAUGAUGAUCGAGUGUGAACUUUGCCACGAGUGGUACCACGGCAAAUGCUUGAAAAUUGCCCGUGGCAAAGUCAAGGAAGACGAUAAAUAUACUUGCCCGGUUUGCGAUUGGCGAGUCAAGAUCCCACGCGAUGCCGCUCGGCCGAAACUCGAGGACUUGCAGAUCUGGCUUGAUGAGCUCGAAACGCUGCCAUUCCAGCCUGAGGAGGAGCAAACAUUGACAAGCAUCUGCGACCAAGGUCAAGCGUUCCGUGACUUCAUAAAGCCGUAUGUCGAGCCAUCUGUGCCAACUACUCCUGAUGAUGUCACUUUGCUGCGAUUUUAUCUGCGAAAGAUCGAAGGCGCAGACAUUCUUCUAUCGCCGGAGACCAACUUCCUACGCCAGGAGCUGCACAGGCUUGCCCCAGUUGCCCCGGUUGCCCCACCAGUCAUUCAGAUGUCAAUGUCAACACGGAAGCCUCGCCCGACCAAACAGCAAAAACUCAUGGCUCAGUUGGGUAUUACCGACCCUGAAGAGCUACCUGCUCAAUUUCGUGCGAAGCCUCACAUCGCAAAACGUAAAAUGUCGGAAAUCGGCAAGGCUCAGCCUGUAUUGCAACCUGCCGCGGCCGGCUCACCUGCUUCCGUGAAAGACCUAGGGCAGUCAUCUCCUCGCUCAUCUCAUGCCCAGGGCACGCCUGUGGUUCAGCCGACCCCACCCCCAAAUGCGAAGAAACAUCUUACCGCAUUAGCUUUACAAGUGUUAGGGCCGUUGGCCAAGCCAGAAGUUGUCGAUCAAUUCCUUGCAGGCGAACCGCAUGCCAAUCGCGACCGGCUGAUGAAGGUCAAAGCUGUGCUUGAAUCUGGAGAUCCGGCGGUGCUGAAAGACUUCUCGCUUUUCAAACGUCGCGUCAAUGAGGUCCAAACACCAUCUCAAAUCCUCGUUUACGAUGGUGUCAGUGCCGGCCAUCGCUCCUCAAAAGCCAGGGCGGAACCUUCAAACAGCACUGGCAGAAACCCACGACAAGCCACCCGGAACGAGUCUCCGGGGCCUUAUGGUAGUGCGCACUUUCAAUCCCGCCGUGGCGCCUCUCCUCCGAUCUACGAUCCCCGCCCUCUUUCCAUGUCCGCAAGUCCCUCUUCACACGCAGUGCAUCUCAAAUCCUCCACCACCAGCCCAGAGAUUCUAGGUCUAUCUGGUGUCCAUGCCAGCAGCAGCCAUGGUAUUUCUAGCGGAAUGCCUGCCGGAAUCUUCGACUCGCCCAAGAACUCCGCCGGCACUGGCGCUGGUUUGCACAGCCCUGGAUUUGGCGGCUCGCAGCAGAGCGCUGGCGGUAAUCUCGAAUUGGCCUUCGACGAUCUCGUACAGGACGACAUCCACGAUCUCUCGUCUGGCGUAGGAGGCCAUGAAGCUAAACAUCGCGCUCCAUCCGCAAUUGAUCCUCAUCUCGGCAAUGCAGCAGGCGCUGACGAUGGUGCCUCCGAGGGUCAACAACCUAGCGAUGAUGUUCCUCGAGAGAGUGCGGCGCAAAAUAUCGAUCCGGCGCUGGCUUAGCAUGCCGAUUCUUUGAUCGAUCCCGAUUGCGAUCACUAUCCUUACUUAUAUUUGAUUUGACCCCCCUCGACAUCUCCGGGCUUGUGGCCAAACUCUCUCUUCUUACCCUAACAAUGGAGGCCUUAUUGACUUUCGGUGUGGGGUCGAUCAACGACUCACAACCAUGGACCAUGGAGGAGUCAACUGUGUUUUCCAUUUCAGCUAUUGAAUUCUUUCUUGCAGGAACCAAGGCGUGGUUCUACAAAAUUGGCCUACGGGCCAUUGAAAAAGCCGGUUUAUGAUCGGAUCGGCGUUUGUAUGUGUUUUUAUUUGAUUCCCCUAGGGAUAUUCUUUGCUUCGCUGAAAGAUACGUUGUAUUUCAAAAACUCAUCAUAUUUGGAACAUGGC
Dissoconium aciculare CBS 342.82 is the source of this 6330-nucleotide messenger RNA. Its product is annotated as PLU-1-domain-containing protein. NCBI's taxonomy places the organism in Eukaryota, Fungi, Ascomycota, Dothideomycetes, Mycosphaerellales, Dissoconiaceae. Gene Ontology annotation, biological process: chromatin remodeling. The record is from RefSeq and is a predicted model, not a curated record. Gene Ontology annotation, molecular function: DNA binding; histone demethylase activity. The transcript has 2 exons. Bases 400 to 5943 code for a protein of 1847 amino acids. Gene Ontology annotation, cellular component: nucleus.